Messenger RNA from Drosophila innubila, 5222 nucleotides. RefSeq names its product sterile alpha and TIR motif-containing protein 1-like. Gene Ontology annotation, biological process: signal transduction; negative regulation of MyD88-independent toll-like receptor signaling pathway; response to axon injury. The record is from RefSeq and is a predicted model, not a curated record. Gene Ontology annotation, molecular function: NAD+ nucleosidase activity; protein binding; signaling adaptor activity. The coding region runs from base 1020 to 5114 and encodes 1364 amino acids. NCBI's taxonomy places the organism in Eukaryota, Metazoa, Arthropoda, Insecta, Diptera, Drosophilidae. The transcript is spliced from 11 exons. Gene Ontology annotation, cellular component: dendrite.
GCAUUUAAUAGACAUUCGCUCAUUUUACUUUAGUCAACGAAACGAACGAGAAGCGAGCGUCGCGCGCAAGAAAAAACAGAAACCGAAACUGAAACGGAAACAAACGCAGAAAAACGUAGAAAAAACCGUUGAAAGCCAAAAAGCCAAUUAAUUACUACAAUUGUUGAAUUUUUAGCCAAAAAAAAAAAAACGUGCAGUGUCUUUUUUUCGUGUGUGACGACAGCGACUUCUUCAAUAUUAUAUAAUAAUAAAAAUAAAAAUAAUUAUUUGCAUCAUAAUAAAACGAUUUCCAACGAAUUCGAACGAAAAUCGCAAAAGUUAAACAAAACUUUUUGCCAAUUAACGAACAAUUAAACGAACACUCUAUUUGUUAUCAGUAUUCUAUGCAUACAAAAUAAAAAAUACAAAUAAAAACGAACAACGAACCAUAAUAAAGCAGAAACCUGAAAAGAUUAUUUUUGGGACAAGCGUGAAAAAUAUUAAAGCAAAGUUCAGUUUAGUCUGUUUAGACUGCCAAGCGUGUGAACCAAGCAAAAAUAAAUAAGAAAAUUAUAAAAAUAUAAAUAAAUAAAUACAAUUCAUAAAUCACAUAAAUCUUGAAAGAAUUUGCAAGUGCGCGUGCUAAAUAAAAAGGGAACAGAUACAAACAUAACAGAUACUCAGAUACUUUUGUAUCUACGUGUAUAUGUGUGCAUGUGUUUAUACAUAUGUGUGUCUCUGUGAAUGUAUAUGUCUCUGCUGAUAAGGCCUUUAGUUAGUAUGCCAGCGACAAGCUAAGCGGCGUAUACGUAAUAUUCAAUUUUUAAUUGAAAAAAAAGGAAACUUUGCUGAAAAAUAAAAAGGAAUUUCCAGAAAACUCUCGAGCUAAAGUUCAAGUUGUAAACAGCAGCAGCAGCAGCACAACGACGCGUGUUGAGAAGAAAUCACAGCGUUUGCAUCACAUCACAUCCUCGUUAUCAUCCACAACACAAGCGUCUUCAUCGUCAUCUUCAUCGUCUUCCUCGUCAAGUUCUUCGGAAAUGAAGGCCGCCGCCGUUAAGCGCGAUCUCACAGAUUUUAAAAUGUCCAUGUCGGAAUUAGACCGUCUCACAGCGGCCCCAACGCCGGCACGACACCAUCCAUCGAUUGACGACCUCAAGGGCCUUAGCAGUGAAGACACAAUAUCGGUGCUAAAAAAGAAAAUGCGGGCCUCACUUGAGAAUCUGGUUGAUGGCGAUGAUGAUGGCAGUUGCCAUGGGAUUGUGACGAGUCCCGAUGACGAUGAUGACUGCACACACAAACAUUUUGGCGGCUUGGAUCUCACACAUCCGUCAGCUGCACAAUUGAGUGCCAGCAGUGGUUUGAGUGGCUCGAAUAAAACCAUCGAUACCAUCAAGUUUGAGGAGAAGCGUUCCAAAUCGAUGGCAACCACUAAAGUGGUCGCCGAUGGCUUUAGUUCCGAACAGGCGACCAGCAAUUCCGCAGAGACGAAACGCUUGCAAGCGGGCGAUAUUGAUUACAAAGAGGCUAAGGCUGUGUCAGCGGUUAGAAAUCGACUGGAAAUGGAUGGCGUCAAGACCGAGGAGAAGGCAGCCGUCAUGCAGGAAGCACUCUCGCUGCGCACCGGCGACAUCACGCAACAGGCGAGCAACAAGGUAGCCGCUGCAGCUAUUAAAGUGCAGAGCGACAAUUUCUCGGCCGACAAAAAAGCCAUUUCGCAGUCGCAGCAAUCACAGAUGAUGACCUCGAAUGGCAUCAUUAGCCAGGAGAAGCAUGUGUCAUCCGCAUCGCAGGCGAACUAUUCGAUGACACACAAAGGUGUAUCCAGCACGGGCAGCAGCAUGAUCUCUUCCUCCUCGCAAAUGUCUGCCACAAAUGGACAAAUGGUCAAGCUAAAGGAUCUCAAGCUCGACGAUCUAAAGUCAUUGACGGCUACCAGUGGACAGCAGGAAAUCGAGCAGGCCAUCUCCAAGUAUUCCAAUGUGCUCAAAUCCUUUGUCAGCACACUUCAGGACGAUGACAGUCUGGUGAAUGGAGGGGGCGACAAGAAGAGUGUGUAUCUGCAGAAGAUCAACGAGGUGAUAAAACGUGCCUGGGCAGUGCCCACACAUGGUCACGAGCUGGGCUACUCGUUGUGCAAUUCCCUGCGCCUCAGUGGAGGUCUUGAUCUGCUGAUGAAGAACUGCGUUCAGCAUAAUAUCGAAUUGCAAUUCUCAUCGGCACAGUUGUUGGAACAAUGUCUGACGACAGAGAAUCGAUCGCAUGUGGUGGACAAUGGUCUGGAUCGAGUGGUGAAUGUUGCCUGCGUUUGCACCAAGGAAUCAAAUAUGGAACAUUCACGCGUGGGCACCGGCAUCUUGGAGCAUCUCUUCAAGCAUUCCGAGGGCACCUGUUCCGAUGUUAUACGUCUGGGUGGACUCGAUGCACUGCUAUUUAAAUGCCGCACAAGCGAUGUGGAGACACUGCGUCAUUGUGCCAGCGCCUUGGUGAAUCUAUCGCUAUAUGGUGGUGCCGAGAAUCAGGAGGAGAUGAUUGUCAGAAAGGUGCCCAUGUGGCUGUUCCCCUUGGCCUUCCACAACGAUGAUAAUAUCAAGUACUACGCCUGUUUGGCCAUUGCCGUGCUCGUUGCCAACAAGGAGAUUGAGGCGGAGGUGCUUAAGUCAGGUUGUCUGGAUCUCGUCGAGCCCUUUGUGACCACCCAUGAUCCGUAUGAGUUUGCCAAAUCCAAUCUGGCGCAUGCUCACGGCCAGAGCAAACAUUGGCUGGAACGUUUGGUUCCCGUUCUCAGCUCCAAUCGGGAGGAGGCACGUAAUCUGGCUGCCUUCCAUUUCUGCAUGGAGGCGGGCAUCAAACGGAAGCAGGGAAACACAGACAUCUUCCAUGAAAUUGGCGCCAUCGAGGCUCUCAAAACUGUGGCCAGUUGCCCCAAUGCCAUUGCCUCCAAGUUUGCGGCGCAGGCGCUGCGUCUCAUCGGUGAAACGGUGCCCCACAAAUUGUCGCAGCAGGUGCCUCUCUGGUCCGUCGAGGAUGUCCAGGAGUGGGUCAAGCAGAUUGGCUUCAACAGCUAUCUGCGUCAGUUUGAGGACUCACAGGUGGAUGGUGAUCUGCUGCUCAAACUGAACCAGGAGAAUUUGCGGGAUGACAUUGGCAUCGGCAAUGGGAUUCUUCUUAAGCGUUUUGAACGCGAACUCCAAAAUCUCAAACGCAUGGCAGACUAUUCCUCCAAGGAUACGGCGAAAAUGCAUCAGUUUCUGGCCGAGAUCGGCACCGAUUACUGCACCUACACCUAUGCCAUGCUCAAUGCCGGCAUCGAUAAGUGCACUUUGCCCCAUGUCAACGAGGAUAUGCUGAUGACAGAGUGCGGCAUCAAGAAUGCCAUUCAUCGUCUGCGCAUUCUCAACUCCGUCAAGAAUCUGGAAAACUCCCUGCCCAGCUCAUCCGAGGAGAACAUGGCCAAGACACUCGAUGUCUUUGUCAGCUACAGACGCUCCAAUGGCUCACAGCUGGCCAGUUUGCUAAAGGUGCAUCUUCAGCUGCGUGGUUUCUCAGUGUUUAUCGAUGUGGAGCGCCUGGAGGCGGGCAAAUUUGAUAAUGGCCUUCUCAACAGUAUUCGACAGGCAAAGAACUUUGUCUUAGUAUUAACCCCGGAUGCACUGCAUCGCUGCAUCAACGAUGAUGAGUGCAAGGAUUGGGUGCAUCGCGAAAUUGUGGCAGCUCUGAACUCCAAUUGCAACAUCAUACCCAUUAUGGAUCAGCAUUUUAAUUGGCCAGAGAAUCUACCGGAGGAUAUGUGCAGUGUGGCGCACUUUAAUGGCGUCAAUUGGAUACAUGAUUAUCAGGAUGCGUGCAUCGAUAAGCUCGAAAGAUUUUUGCGCGGCGAAAAGAAUAUCGAUAGAAUUGCGGCAAUGGCGCCUGGUACUCCUGUCGUCGCGUCGUACCAAAGAAUGCACAGCAACGAUUCCGACUAUCAAGGAGGCGGUGGAGGAGGAGGAGGCGGUGUCAAUGGAAGUGGAUCAGGUGUUGGCGGUGGCGGUGGCGCAGGCAGUGUGGUGGAUAGCCUAAUGGCGGCAAAUGGCAACGGACAAGCUAAUCACCAGGCAAAUAGAUACCGGCAAUCCCCCUCACCCGCCCGUCAACGUGGCAGCACCUCUCUCCUGAGUUAUGGACGCGCUCCGUCGACAGCGAAACGUUCGAAUAUCUUGCCUCCCUAUCGCACACAGCAGACAGCAUUGCUGCAUAAAUCCGGAGCAGGUUCCGCCUCAAUGCAGAAUAUGAUGCCACUGGCUUACUUGCCACCAAGACGCAGAUCCGCAGCGGGUUUGGGACACAAUGCGAAUGGUGUGGCGAAUGGCUAUCGAUCGCAUAGUGUGGACGGAUUAUUGGAUCAGGCGGCGGCGGCGGCGGCGUCGAGUAGUCAGGAUAGUUUGAGUACGCCGGAGCAGAGAAUUGCUGCAGCGGCAGCGGUUGUGGCAGCUGGCAGCACAGCACUGACCAAUGCCAGUUCCACUAGCACAUUGCAGCCGGAGGAGGAUGAACUGGAGACGGAGGCGACGGCGACGGCGGAGAAUCUUGGUCAUGUGACGCGACGGGAGAAAGAGCAACUGGCACCGCCAAAUGUGCAACAGCAUCGCAAAUCGCGCAGCUUGGAUCACAUACUGUCCAAGCAAACGCUGACGGAACUCUUGGCACCCAGUGAAUUCACCGAUGAGACGCAAUCGAUGCAGAACUUGGCAGUGCCAUUGACACCGCAACCACAACGCCGAGAUGCCAGCUCCUCAUCCAAAUCACCGACUCCAGAGCGACCAAGUGUCGCGUUCAGUCGCCAGAGUCCGGAUGGCGUUAGUUCCACGGAGAGCGAGCGAGAGGAUACACAAUCGCAGAUCUCGUCCCAGUCGCAUGGCAAUCAACAGCGUGCAUCGGCGCAUGUGCAUCGCGGUGGCGGAUUGAACAGCAAUAAGACGUCCAAUUCAUCGCUGGGAUCGAACAAUAGUGCCAACAAUAAGACGAUAUUUAAUCGUACGAUGAAAAAAGUGCGAUCACUGAUCAAAAACAACGAAUUGGAGGACGAGGAACUUUCGGAUAUAAUCCUCUCGAAGGCAACGUCUCCCAAUGCGGGACGAAUGAUAUUUUGGUAGAAAUAUAUCACAAAUAUAAACAGAAUUUUGAACUUACCCGAAUUUUUCACAAACGAAGCUGUAAAUACAAAAACCAAACAAAAAACGAAUUAAAUACUCUACGAAUAA